UUAUAUAUAGUCUGAGUGAGUGACCCCACCUUAAUACUUGAUACUGUUUAUACACGCACGUGCAUGGCAUGCAGAGACAGUUUCUGCACUUAACUAGCCCAAACGAAAGAUUGGAGGACACUAUUAAACAUUGGACAAGUAUGGCUGUUGUGAAUACCGCUAUCAAGCUGACAUUGAUUCUUUUGAUUAUACAACCAUUUGUUUACUGUGUCAAUGAACAAGACGGCCUUACCUGUUUGGCUGAAAGGUUACCAAGCAGUGACAAAACAUUUCAGGAGUGCAGAACUCUCACAUUAGAGACAAAUCAAACAACAUUCUGCACUAAUGACACUUGUCGAAACCACUACACAUCAGCCUUCAAUUACUGUGGCCUAUGCAAUCCAUUUCAGUUGGCUUGCGAGGAAUCAACAACAAAUUAUAGCAGCUUGACAUGCUUGUUUGUGGAAGCUACUGGAGAUGGCUUGGGGGAGUGCCAAAGAAAAAGAUCUGAGGAAGGUCUCACAGCGUACUGUCUGGAUGAGAGCUGCUAUUUUAUUGAGGAAGCCUUUAACAAAUGUGGGUUUGCUUGGCAUGGCUGUAAUCCUGUUCGAGAAACUUGCGAUAAGCAUUUCAGAUCUGUGCUGCCUCAAUGCAACAGUGGAGGAAAGCCAGCCACUACAAUAACAGCUAUUAUGAUUCUGAUGAUGUGUUCCAUUCUCAUGAUUUGAGUAAUCGUGCCCAAAACUUUGAAAGACCAGUUCAAAAUUACUGCAACACUGUAUCUUAGCGUUGUGCAUCAAGAACUAUAUAUAAUUAUAUAUAGCAUUUAUAUUAGCUUGCAAUUAUGGCUUGUGUAUAAUUAUACAUGUUACGUACAAUGCAUGUGGCAUGAUUAUUUGCAUAUUUGUAUUUAUAUCUGAACGUGGAACAUUAAUUCCUUAGACUUCA
Messenger RNA from Halichondria panicea, 927 nucleotides. RefSeq lists its product as uncharacterized. The transcript is spliced from 6 exons. The record is from RefSeq and is a predicted model, not a curated record. Lineage: Eukaryota; Metazoa; Porifera; Demospongiae; Suberitida; Halichondriidae. The coding region runs from base 69 to 707 and encodes 212 amino acids.